AUGGAUAAAAUGGAUAACGAAGUGUUGACACAAAUUGUUCAUGCAUUGGAAACCAUACAUAAUCAUGUUAUCACAAAUGAAAUAAGAAUUAAAGCUCAAGAGUAUUGUAAUUCAAUCAAAGAACAUCCACUUUCGCCGAUUUAUGGAAGAUAUUUAGCACACUUAGAAAAUAAUCAAUCUGAUGCAGUACGUCAUUUUGGGUUACAAUUAAUAGAACACGCAAUUGAAUUUAAAUGGAAUGAUGGAACUUAUAAUGAUGAUGAAAAACAACAAAUCAAGCAAGCUGUUAUUCAGUUAAUAGAAGGGGGAAUUCAUGAUAUCUUGAGAGAACAAUCAUUCAUUAAAAGUAAGGUUGCAAAAUUAUUUGCCGAUAUAGCUAAAAAAGAAUGGCCAAUAAGAUGGGAUGAUAUGGAUCAAUUAUUACAAGGGUUUUAUAACAAAAGUCCGACCACACAAGAAAUUACGUUAUUGAUACUUAGUUAUUUGGCAGAAGAAACCGAGACUCGUGAUUCGUUGCAAUGCGUAAUCGUAAGCUCUAAUGUGUUGAGAAUUCAAUAUCCUAAUGGGGUAAAAAGCGAAGGAGGGCGAAAAGGAAAAGUCACCAUUAUGUUUGGUGAUGAUCCAAAUAAUGAGGGAUGGUUAAUUCGGUGGAUAAGAAGUUUGGAACAAAUCGUUGGCGAAUGGCAACGUCAGAAACAACUGCAAGAUCCAAAUCCACAAACGAUUAUAAUUCAGGAAAAAUUAUCAACUGCUAUUUUAAAUACUUUGGCUACCACUUUGGAUUGGAUCCUUACAAGAUCAAUCGUAGAGUCAAACGUUGUGUUGAUGCUUUGUAAUUGUUUGUUGAUUGAUUGCUAUGAAAUAAGAAUGAAAGCGAUCGAGUGUCUUGCAAUAAUUUUUUCACGAAGUUUAGGAGCAGAAGAUCGCACUAUUGUUUUUGAACCAAUAUUUGAUGGGACGUGUCUGGAUUUAUUACAUAAUGCAUAUAACAAAAUACAACCUCCUGGACAGGAACUCUUAAUAGAUGAUGAUGAAUACUUGUAUUUGAAAAUGUUUGCUGAGGCUAUAGCUGGAUUGGGAGAGAAACACAUUUGUCAUAAAAAUAUUUCAGCAAUUCCAACACAAUUUCCAAACGAACAAAAGGGAUUGCCAAUAAUGUUGAUGGAGUUAUUUACUAAGCGAUUUUCAAAUGCACUCCAUUCUUCAGAACCCGUCGAUAGUUCUGCGUUACAUUACAAUGACCUUGAUUUUGAUUCAAUGAAUGAUCGUCGAAUGUUUGAUCAAUCAUUACGCUAUAAAAUUGUUGAACUAUUUAAAAGCGUUGCUUUAAUGCAACCAAUUGAAAUAUUUAGUUGGAUGGUUAAUAGGAUACAAGUUACUUGUAAUGUAAGACCUAGUAAUGAAGAUUUAGAUGUUGACGGAGUAUUAAGACUUGAUUCUAGAUUUUAUGUAACAUUUGAGACUGAAAUGACUUUAGUGGAAUCAAUUGUUAUUGGAUUAGGAAUAUUAAUUAAACAACAAAGUGACGAAGAGGUUGAGAAUGUCAAUAAUAAUGAUAGAUUAUUAUUAAGGGGACAGAUUAUGAAUGGAAUGAACAAUUUAUUACAAAUGUUAUUGGGAAUUGAAUAUGAGGAUUUAUCAAUGAUACACAGAUACUUGGCAGCAUUAGCAGCAUUCGAAGAAAUUUUACAGAUUGAUUCAAAUUUAUUAUUUCAAGUUUUACAGAAGAUGUUUAAAUUUGCAUUAUUUUGUCCACCAGGUUAUAGUAUUUCGUCGAGUUCUUCAUUUCCUCCGCCAAUCAUGAAAUUAAGAGUUGGAGCUGUUACUGCUUUGAUUAGGUUUGGAGUUGUUAUGCCUGAUGUUUUAAUGAUAAUUAGAAGUGAUAAACGUUUAGUUACCGGAAGAGAGAAAGGUCAUUUUAAAGAAUUUUUAUUAUCAAUUAUAUACUUCUCAAAAGUUCCGUUCGAGCAAAAGCAACCAUUAUUUGAUUCGAUAAUUGGAUCGGAUAUUAGUGAAUAUAAUUCUCCGUCUUUAGUUGGUUGCAUAGAAUCAAUUCAAAGAUUCAUGGAGAAUAUUGGUCUGAAUUUUUUAGCGACAGUUGUUAAUGGAAUGAAACAUAAUGGUGUAAUGAAUUUAAAAAGUCCAGUAUUUGAGAGAGAAGAUAUCAAGGUAUUUAAAUCUAAAAGGAAUAAAAUAGCUUGGUUGUUAAUCGUUACGUUGACUUGGUUAAGGCGAACCACGGACUUUUCAUCCAAGAAGAAAAAUGAUACGGCAAUGAAAGAGUCAUUGAAGUUAUGGCAACAAUAUAUACCUUUUAUGUUAACGUUCAUACUAGGUUUUAUAAGGAUGUUACAUCAAGUUUGGAAUGUUGAAACAUGGAGAGAAAUUCCUGUAGAAUUACAUUCUAUCCUAUUAUUCUCUAAAGAAGAAAAAGCUAAGGUCAUAGGCAUGCAACAAAAAAUUACAACGGUAGAUUCACAAUAUUCAAUUAAUGGAAUGAUUGAUAACAUUAAAAAAUGGCUUGUAAGUGUCAGAAUUGAUAGUUAUUACAUACUUGGUCGAUUGCCAUUCCUCGGCCCUGAUUUCUACACGGUAUUACCAAACAUGACUGAAUUAAUAACCCAGUCCUUAUUUGAGAAUGCCGAUAAUAUUAAUAAUAUUCAUUGGAAAAUGUUAUUAAAUAUCCUUGAUACUUUUAAGGAGAGGAUUCUUUUUUAA
This is a messenger RNA of Funneliformis mosseae, 2718 nucleotides long. The record is from the annotation of a GenBank genome assembly. Lineage: Eukaryota; Fungi; Glomeromycota; Glomeromycetes; Glomerales; Glomeraceae.